GCUUCAGUGAGACUUCAGCUCCUGCACCAUGCAGGGCGACUUCGUCUUGCUGCCGGAGGCGCCGCCUUCGCGGCCGCCGGCGCGGUUUUGCGCUGCAGGCGGCGCCGCGCUCGCCGCCUGCGCCCUGGGCCUCGGCUUGGUGGGCCUGGCAAGCUGCGGCCGGCCGUACCUGGGCGGAAGCGCGCCGCCGGCGCCGGUGCUGGAAGAGGUGGCCGUGGCAGAGCUCGACUCAUGGGAGCCCGUGCGGGAGGGUUGGGAGUUGGCCAAUUCUGUGGGACUUCCUUUCCGCGUGUGUGGCUUUUUCAGCUUUGCCGUGGAAAUGGUGUGCAAGGCUGGCACGGUGGGCCUCACCGCUCUUUUGGGGCCCGGCGAAAGCGAUUCCGCCGGGCCUCCGGGGCCAAGCGACGCGGCAGUGAUGAAGAAGCUGCAGAAGUUGGCCGAGCAGAUGCGACGCAUCAAUACGUUGGUUGAAUCCAUAGAGAGGAACGUUGAGACUUUGCUGGUGGACUUCCACUUUCAUAUGGAUGACAUGAAAAGCAUCGUGGCCCACUUCCAAGAGCUCCAAACGCUGCUCGUUGCGUAUGCCCUGAGCCAAAGUCAGGAGGACUUGAGAUUGAUCCAGGACUAUGCGUACCAUGCAGAUCUGGAGUUUGCGCAUGCCACCUACAGUUUUUUGGAGCCUUGGAGCGUUCAAAAGCUGUUGGAAGAGGUGCUGCGCCAAUCUGAAGCCAGCAUGCCGCAUGCCAAGUUCUCCUCGGGCAUCGAAGCAGCGUCGGCCCUCAACUGGAUCUCGUUGGCACGGGUCAGCUUACUGAACCUCAUGGUGGCCAGUCGAAUCAACGUGACGUCAAGGGAGGUGGCGUUUGCAGAUGCAGGGGUGGAGCAGCUUUUCCAAGAGGCGCAAGGACAAUUGGAAGAGUACCAGCAGAUUGCGCGGAGGCUGGGCAUUGGUCGCAGCGUGCGUUGGGGAUUGAGCAAUUUGAAGGCACUGGCGCCCAGGUGCAAAGCCGCCAACACUGUUUGGCAUCGAGAGCGGGCCCAGAUAGCCGGCAGUGCCACAGAAGCUUUCCUGCAGACAGAGUGCUGCGGCCUGCAGAAGGCCCACAUGGUGUGGACCCCAGUUCUUGGCUCAGAGAGGCAGUUGCGGCGAUGUUCCUGCAAGCCGACCGCACCUGACCCGGUCACAGCUGUGAACCACUGUUUACGAGCUCUGUCCCCUCAGGAAGGGAUCGGCGGCAUGAUUGUUCGAGACAACCCUGGAGAAGUGAAAAGUAGCCAUCCGCAGAUCCUCUCUUUUCGCUUAGACAAAUAUCGCUAUCAUGCAAUACGUGUGGUACACUUAGCUCCUGAAGGUCAGAGUAGCUCUAAGACAGGCAGUUGUGCCGACAAGGACAUUGAGUGUGAGUUCAUUCCGCGCAAGGUCAGAGCUGAGGCGGAUGGCGGCCUCUCCUUCGAGCUGCUUGUCAACAGCGACAAGCACCCAGGGCGGCGAUGCCUGCAGUACUUUUUUUUGUAUCAUCACCUGCACGGUCUUCGCACGUACCUUACAAGUUGCGCCAGGCUGACCUUACGUGACGGCCGCCUGUUCAUUGCCCAUUUUUUGAGCUAUCACCACAGGCAGCACGAGCUGCGGCUGGACGAAGGCAGGGCCGCGAAGGCCAGGCCCGGAGACCCUCAGAGCUACUUCCGCUGGGUGUCCCAUCUGGAGCCUCGCGGGGGCUGAAGCCGACAGCACCGAGGCGGCGGAAGCGC
Effrenium voratum is the source of this 1752-nucleotide messenger RNA. The record is from the annotation of a GenBank genome assembly. Lineage: Eukaryota; Dinophyceae; Suessiales; Symbiodiniaceae.